Molecule: messenger RNA, 1076 nt
Organism: Vicia villosa (hairy vetch)
Lineage: Eukaryota; Viridiplantae; Streptophyta; Magnoliopsida; Fabales; Fabaceae
Product: protein INCREASED RESISTANCE TO MYZUS PERSICAE 1-like
Exons: 2
Coding region: 212-760 (182 amino acids)
Source: RefSeq, a predicted model, not a curated record
UUCCACUCCAGUUUCCACCAUUCCUUCUCAGUCACACACACUCCCUCCCUCUCUGUUUUUCUUUUUGUGUGAACUCAACUCAAUUCAACUCCACCCAUCCUCUCCUCUCUCUCACCUUCUCUUACACAACAACAUGUUGUAGCUAUAAUCAACACUUUCUAACAUAAAAAAAAACACAUAGAAUACAGAGAAAAGAGUAAGAUAGAAGAAGAUGCUACUUGGAAAACGUCCUCGGCCACCGACCAUGAGAAGAACCAGAAGCAUGAGCGGUGGUUUGUCCGUGGACAUGCAGUCACAUGAUAACCAGAUCACUACCAACACCGUGGAAUCACAUCAUGAAGAAGCAUCAGUCAUGUCUCUGCAACCGCACCAUGCGGUUGUGAUUAAAGGAACGGAAACUCACGGUGAAUUAGUGGAGAGUACAGUGAUGUUCCCUUCACACACAACCACAACCUUAACCACCACAAACACUAAAAAUAAUAUUAAUCAUAAUAAUGAUCCUGUGAGUGCGAGUGCACAUGUCAUAUACAGUACACCUCACUUUCUCCGAAUUUGUGGCCUCUGUAACUGUCCUUUGGCACCCACUCGAGACAUCUACAUGUACAGGGGAGAUACAGCAUUUUGCAGUUUGGAGUGCAGGGAGGAGCAAAUAAAACAAGACCGGAGAAAAGAAAAGUGGAAAGUUUCUGUUUCCAACAAAGAAGACCACCGUGUACCACCGCCGCGCACGGCCAAAGCUUCCACUGCGGCUUGUUCUUGAAGGUUGUUUUGCUUGCACAAUUGAAUAAUUACAAUAAGGAAUUAUUAUUUCGGUAGAAUAUUAGUAUUAAUUAAGAAUGAAAGAGUGUCACGCUUACCAUGUCUAAUGCGUGUGUUUGCACUUGCAACAAAGAAGGACCAUCCUAAAUUUGUCUUUUCAUAAUCAUCAUACUCCUCAUGGCGUUUUCAUUCUGGUCUAUGCUAGUGAUCGUUAUUAACAUAAUUCUGCUACAAGCUUUGUCAAGGAGUUGUUGCUGUAUUGUUAUUAUUAUAUAUCUAUUUCUACUUUACUAAUCUGAAAUCUAAAAUUUCUCAUA